Messenger RNA from Ceratitis capitata (Mediterranean fruit fly), 2689 nucleotides. It is a transcript of the gene Hrs, whose product is annotated as hepatocyte growth factor-regulated tyrosine kinase substrate. Bases 174 to 2459 code for a protein of 761 amino acids. Lineage: Eukaryota; Metazoa; Arthropoda; Insecta; Diptera; Tephritidae. Gene Ontology annotation, molecular function: metal ion binding; phosphatidylinositol binding; ubiquitin binding. The transcript is spliced from 9 exons. The record is from RefSeq and is a predicted model, not a curated record.
AUUUACGCAUAUGGCAACUCCAUAAACAUGCAUUGUCCGCGAUCUAUUACAAUGAAACAGCUGCCAACUUUAUAUGUGCAUCAAACGUCAAAUUAAAGAAAACAGCAGUUUUAACGAGAAAAACAUUAAUUAUACAUUUUCCGAUAUAAAAGUAAAAGUUUAGCACAAAUAAAAUGUUUAAAUCAAGUUUUGAAAAGAAUCUUGAAAAUGCUACAAGUCACUUACGACUGGAACCUGAGUGGCCUUCCAUUCUACUCAUUUGCGAUGAAAUCAACCAAAAAGAUGUCACGGCUAAAACAGCUUUCGCUGCAAUUAAGAAGAAAAUGAGUUCCCCAAAUCCACACUCGGCGUGCUAUGCAUUGUUGGUCUUGGAGAGCGUCGUAAAGAAUUGUGGCGCACCAAUGCAUGAUGAAGUAUUCACAAAGGAGAACUGUGAAAUGUUUAGUAAUUUUCUUGAACAAACACCACACGAAAAUGUACGUCAAAAAAUGUUGGAGCUAGUGCAAACAUGGGCAUAUGCAUUCCGCUCUUCAGAGAAGUAUCAGGCAAUAAAGGAUACUAUGACUAUACUAAAAGCUAAAGGGCACACUUUUCCCGAAUUAAAGGAGGCAGAUGCCAUGUUCACCGCAGACACGGCUCCAACUUGGGCUGAUGGCAAAGUUUGUCACCGUUGCCGGGACCCAUUCUCGCUUACCAAUCGCAAGCAUCAUUGUCGUAACUGUGGUCAAGUUUUCUGUGGCCAGUGCUCGAGCAAGCAAUGUCCUAUACCGAAAUUUGGCAUUGAAAAAGAUGUGCGUAUAUGUGAUGGUUGCUAUGUACUGCUGCAGCGUCCAAAUACCAAACCAGCAGUUCGUGCUGCUGCCGAGAGUGAUUUGCCAGCAGAGUAUGUCAAUAGUUCUCUUUCGCAACAAGUGCAGACACCACCACGUAAAAGCGAACAAGAAUUAAAGGAAGAAGAAGAGCUACAGCUGGCUUUGGCACUGAGUCAAUCAGAGGCCGAAGAAAAGAAGAAACAACAACAGCAACAUUCAUUAGCUGCUUACCGUUUGCAACAGCGUUCACCAAGUCCAGAGGCACCACCAGCACCAAAAGAAUACCAACAAGAGGAAACUAAUCCGGAUUUAGCUAAGUAUUUGAACCGCUCCUAUUGGGAGCAACGUAAAGUGAGCGAAUCUCCAUUGGCUAGUCCAUCAGCGCCAAGUCCAAUGCCAACACCACAACCACAACAAGCACCCGCACAGCCAAAGUCAGCUGAUGAGGUGCAAAUCGAUGAAUUUGCUGCAAAUAUGCGUGCACAAGUGGAUAUUUUUGUAAAUCGCAUGAAAUCAAAUUCGAGUCGUGGUCGUAGCAUUUCGAAUGACUCUUCAGUGCAAACACUCUUUUUGAAUCUGACUUCACUGCAUUCGCAGCAACUGUCCUAUAUUAAGGAGAUGGACGAUAAACGGAUGUGGUAUGAACAGUUGCAGGAUAAAUUGGCGCAAAUUAAAGAUUCGCGCGCAGCAUUGGAUGUGUUGCGUCAGGAGCAUGUGGAAAAAUUGCGUCGCCUUGCCGAAGAGCAAGAGCGUCAACGUCAAAUACAAAUGGCACAAAAGCUAGAGAUUAUGCGUAAGAAAAAGCAAGAGUAUCUACAAUAUCAACGUCAAUUGGCGUUACAACGCAUACAGGAGCAAGAGCGUGAAAUGCAAUUGCGUCAAGAACAACAAAAAGCCCAAUAUCUAAUGGGUCAAACCGCCUUUCCGUUUAUGCCGCCGGGUGUGAUUGGCGGUCCUCAAGGUUCGCCUUCACAUCAAAUGAAUAAUGUAUACAAUCCUUAUGCUUUCAAUCCGAACUCACCGGGACCGGGUAAUGGUGGUGUUGCUGGCGCCCCACAAUUCAAUCCUGCCGGCAAUAUGAUUAAUCCUCAAGGCGCACCUCUAGGACCAGCUGGUAUACUGCCUGGAAUGUAUGCGACAGGUGGUUUGGUUGCAGGACAACCAAAUCAACAGCAUCCUGGUAUGAUGUUACAGCAGGGACCAAUGCCACAGCAGGGUAUGUUGCCGGGGCAACCACAAAUCGGUGAUAAUAUGUCGAAUAUGCAGGCGCAACAACCACUAAAUUCCGCUUUGGGACCGCAACAACAACAACAACCACAACAACACCAUUCCCAAUUGGCUCACGUUAUGCUACAACAACAGAAUGUCAUGCAGUCCCAUCCACCAAUACCGACCGGUGUGCAAAUGCCACCACACAAUGCACAACAUUUACCACCACAGCAACAGCAACAGCAACAACAGCAGCAGGCGCCUCCACUUCAGCAGCAGCAGCAGCAGCCGCCCCAACAACAACAACAGCAACAGCAAUCACAGAUACAAGCAGUCGCUGCCGCACCCGUGCCACCACAAACGGAACCGGAACCCGCCGCUGCAGCACCAGCCGCUCCCGAAGAACCCGCCACAGCGGAGUUAAUCAGCUUCGAUUAAUACUUUCGUUUUUUUAAUUGAAUAUUAAUCAUUAAAUCAUUAUCAAUUAUAAUUAAAUCAAAUUGAAAUUUUUCAAAUCAAUAACAUCUAAUCGCACUAAGUAAUGUAAAUCAUUCCCAAAAGAGAAAUAUGUGAAACUAUUUAAUCGCUGUAUAAUCAAAUUGUAUUACACUUAUUACUACUACUCAUGCAUACAUAUGUUAUGCUAAUAAAAGUUUAUGCGUAGCAAA